UAAAAUUAUGUUAAAAAUAGGUAUUCAAAUACCUAUAUUGAACAAUUUAUCAAAAAUAGGAAAACGUUCCCCGAAAAAACUGGAAAGUGGUGAAUACCUACUGACAGAGCAGGGCGCACAUAAUUUUCAGACAUUUCACCACGUUCGAUUUCAAAAACAUCACAAUACAUACAUGCACUCGUACGUAACCUGUACGUAAUAACACCAGAAGAAACCAAAAUAAGCACAUGCAGUGCAGUAGAAACCAUUACGGUCGUAGAUUAGGUUUUAUUGAUGUUUUAAGACAAUUAAAAAAAAUAUAUCUUGGAAAAGUGCUUCUUGCAGCUCCAAAGUUAGGACAAAAUGACCAACUACAGCGAGCUUAGUCGUUGCCGGUUGUGUUUUUCGGAUAACAACCUGACCGAUGCAAUCUUUCCGCCUACCGGAGAGCCCAACCAAGAGUUCAUGAACAUGAUCUACGCAUGUACGUCGAUCAAAAUCUGCUAUGAGAAAGAUUUUCCGUGUCCGGUGUGCAGCAGUUGUGUCCGCAUAGUCAACCAAUUCUAUGGCUACCGGAAGAAAUGUUUAGAUAACGAUCGACAGCUUCAGGCCAGCCGGGCGGUAAAGUUUGGAUUCGACGAUGAUGACAAUAGAAGCGCUGAAUAUGAUAACGGAGACACGGAUCCGUUGAGUAGUUCGUCUAAUAAUCGGUAUUAUGGAACCAUACAAAAAGAGAUACAAAAUUAUCUGAAAAGGGAAAUAAAGGAACUAGAACGCAAAGCUAUGGCACGCGUUCAAAAGGCUAUGAAGGAAAAUAACUCAGGCUCACAACAAACUGUUGCGCUAAAUGAUUCAAGAUCGACAGUUCCUACGGUGCUAAAUGAUUCAAGAACGUCGGUUGCUGAGCCAAUAGAAUACAUUGUUGUUGACAAUUGCCCUGAUAUCAAGAAUCAUGUUAUCCCCAAUCCAUCCGAUGAUACAACCGAUGGAAUCGACUGGAAAGAAAAGUAUUCAGUGCUGCAAAUGAACAAUGAGUUGUUGCAAAAAGCCUACCGGGAACAGAAAAUGAAACUGAAAUCAACAGAAGAAGUGCUGAAAAUCUGCAAAGCGACUCGCCCGGUGCCGAACAUAUCGGAAGCGACCAGCAGUAACUCGCGGAGCUCGGAGAACGGAGACGGCAGCCUUGGGUUCAAACUGCAUGCCGCUCUCCCUAACAUUACGGUCGAACUACUCGAAUGCAUCAACUACAAAUCGGGCGUGGGGGAACGAGGAGAUCGGACAUUCGUAGCCAAGCUUGCUGUCGCCGUUUUCGGAGAAGAAACUCUUGCCUAUUCCAGUGUAACCGGUAGAAAAUCCAACGCCCAUAGGAAUCUUCCACCGAAGGCAGCUUUGUGUCCCCAGAAGCUGGCGGCAAUUGGAUUGAAACUUUUCGAAAGGGUUCACCUGGAGCUGGGUAACAGCAACCAGGAGGAACUGCUGGCUCGCACCAACGAACGGCUCGUUCGGUUGAUCGUGUGCCAAAAGUCGACCAACCUGCGGAAAAGGGUUUUUCCCCGGAGCCACGAGUCAACCGUUACCCUUACAGGCCCAUACGAUGCCGCUCGAGAUAUAGCCGAUGCCGGCAACAAUGACAGUGACGAUCAGCACAAUGAGGACGACGAAGAGGAGGAUUAUUACGGGGAACCGGAGCUUACCACCUCGACAAUCAAACGAAGGCGUUAUGCUCAGGAUUCGGACGAUACCUGCUAAAAAUCGUAGGUGAAUGUCCUGAUAGAAUCGUCAGGGAUACAAUUUUGUUUGUAUUUAUAGCUUUAGCAGGUUAUACGUUUCUGUAAAAACCAUUUUGACUUUCCACCAGUUUUAUGAACAGUUUGCCGUAAGCAGAAAUCCAUAUUCGAUUGA
Uranotaenia lowii is the source of this 1881-nucleotide messenger RNA. RefSeq lists its product as uncharacterized. The transcript is spliced from 3 exons. The coding region runs from base 343 to 1728 and encodes 461 amino acids. Gene Ontology annotation, cellular component: nucleus. The record is from RefSeq and is a predicted model, not a curated record. Gene Ontology annotation, molecular function: DNA binding; zinc ion binding. Lineage: Eukaryota; Metazoa; Arthropoda; Insecta; Diptera; Culicidae.